UCCGGAUAAGGACACUUGUAUUCUAUUUCCAAACAUUCUUUUUCCCGUCCUCAGUUGACAUCGAUAAAAAAGAGUUCCAUUUUCUUUCUCGGUAACCAAACAGCUAUCUUUUGCCCGUGUCAAAGCCACAAUGAGCGAAACCGCCAACCCAAUCAUCGAAAAGGCGGGCUCAAAUUCCGAACCCAACCUCAAGCGCCAACCUCAAGUCGACGAUGAAACUUCUGAUUCGGGGGCAAAGAAACCCAAAACCAACCCUCCGGUUCAAGAAGAAACAGAGAAAGAAGAAGUGAAAGAGAAGUCAUUGGAGAUAGAAGCUGCUGUAGCAGAGGAUAAAGGGUCCAGGCAUACCAUGGAGGAUGCUUGGGUUAUCAUGCUCGAUGCUACCUUGAAUUCUCCUGGAAAAUUAAGGUGUGGGCAUUUUGCGAUAUACGACGGGCAUGGAGGGCGGUUAGCGGCGGAGUACGCUCAGAAUCAUUUGCACGCUAAUGUUGUUUCUUCUGGCUUACCACGUGAGUUGUUAGAUGUGAAAGCUGCCAAAAAGGCUAUCCUUGAUGGUUUCCGGAAGACUGAUGAGGCUCUACUUCAAGAAAGUUCUUCAGGGGGAUGGCAAGAUGGUGCUACAGCUGUAUGCCUGUGGGUGAUUGAAAAAACGGUUUUUGUUGCAAACAUUGGGGAUGCAAAAGCAGUAGUGGCACGAUCUGCUGAUGGUUCAGAUAAAGCAAGUCCAUUGAAGGCCAUUGUUUUGACCAGGGAGCAUAAAGCCAUAUAUCCACAGGAACGUGCUCGCAUUCAGAAGGCUGGUGGUACUGUGAGUUCAAAUGGACGAUUGCAGGGGCGCCUUGAAGUGUCUCGGGCAUUUGGAGAUCGCCAAUUCAAAAAGCUUGCAAACUGCAGGUUGGUGUUGUUGCUACUCCAGAUAUUCAUUCUUUUGACCUAACAGAUAGAGAACACUUCAUUAUUCUUGGUUGUGAUGGCCUCUGGGGGGUAUUUGGACCAAGUGAUGCUGUUGAAUUUGUUCAGAAGUUACUGAAGGUAAGGUUGAUUUAUAUUCUUUCUUUUGAGUUAGCUAUUUAUUGAUAUCUCAUGUUAAGUGUCUGGGAAGAGGCAAUGCUCCAUUGUAUAAUGGGGAGUUCUGAAUUUAUUUUUACGUGAUCAGGGACGUAGCCACAUAUAGUUGAGUGGGGUCAAUAUAGGUGUAUAAAAGUAAUUUUUUUUUGUAAUUAUUUUUUUAUCCCACUGAAGUUGAGUUAAAUCUAAAAAGAGAGGUUAAAAUAAGUAAAUGACAAUGAGUAGUUUAUAGUUUUCAAAGAAAAAAAAUCUUAAAAUAUUUUUAUAUUUGUACUAUGAAUAUGACUAUACUUUUUUUAUUUGGUUUAAUAUCUUUAUACAUUUGUCAGCAUAUUAGAAAAAAAUGCAAAAUGUGGCAUACAUUCAAAUAUAAUUAUUCUUUACAAAGUAAAAUCAUGCAUUUUAUAUAUGAUCACAAAGAGUAAUAUUUAAUUUUUAUUUAUUUAAGAAUAUUACUAUUUACUUUUGUCUCUAAAUAUAUCAUUUGCUUUUUGCUGACAACAAACAUAAAAAUAAAAUUAUAUCAAACAUAACUAGUAAAAUUCAUGAACGAUUAUACCAUAGGCAUGAAAUAGUAUCUCAUUGUAUUAGCUUUUUCUUGAAAUAAUGUACUCAAUUUUAUUUUUUGUAAAUUUAAAAAUUUGGAUUUAAUGUAAUUCUGUCAAAUAAUACAAUGUGUAAAAUAUCAUGUUUACAUAGUGUAACUUGGCAAGUGGUAUGUGACUCCACUAAAAUUUUUUCUGGUUACACCUCUGCACCUGAUCAGGACUUGUUGCUCAUUCAUAAUUCAAUUUAAUAUGAUUAUCUUGUCUGGUUGUUUAUGUCUAAAUUUUCGGACGUGGCAAUUGGCGGGUUGGGUUUGGUCCUUGUCGGGUUCAUUUUGUUUUGGGUUUGGGUCGUUUGGAGUUUGGAUCAUUUUAGAUUUGGAUCCUUUUAGGUUCAGUUAUUUCAGAUUUGAGUCAUUUUGGAUUUAGAUCAUUUUAGAUUUGAGUCAUCCAGGUUUGACACUCAGGUUAUUCAGUUUGAUGUCAUUUUAGUUCAAGUUGUAAAUUUUUAAAGUAAAAUCAAUGUAAAUUUGAUUUGUUUCGGGAUAGUCUUUUAGGUCGUUUCGGGUUCAGGUCAUUUUUAAUUUAGAUCAAUUUGGGUUCAAGUCUUUUUGGGUUUGGAUCAUCUCAGGUUCGUGUCAAUUUGGGUUCAGUUCGGGUUUAUUGGGUUUGGUUGUUGACUUUUUUUGAUCAAAUCGGGUUAGGUCGGGUUUUGGUUUAAGGCCAGUUUUCCGGACUUGGGUCAAUUUUGUCAGCUCUACAUUUAAUGCUUCCUCAAAAAUAUUUUGCAUAUUUGGCAGGAGGGUUUACCUGUUACAGCUGUCAGUCGCCGUCUUGUAAGGGAAGCUGUUCGUGAGAGACGUUGUAAAGAUAACUGCACUGCAAUUAUUAUUGUUUUCAGGUACAAGUGAUUCUAGUAUUAACAAUCGUAGCUUCCAGGCUUGCUUUCUUGCUCUUGGGUGCCAAUUUUGAAGAGGUUUAUUUCUUCUUUGAUUGCACAAUCUGCAAAAGGAAUGUCCAUUAGCUGAUACUAUUCCAAAUCAUUCAGUUUUGCUUUUCAUGUUAGCAGAAUUAGACUUUUUGGCAGGUUGUUUGGGCUAGUUUGGCACUCAGCGCCAAUGGUAAAAUUUGUAUCAGAUGUUUAUGAAAGCUGUUUGACUUGUGGUCCUCUCUGUAACAAGUUGCCGGGCAUCUAGAUAAUCUAACUCAUGGUUGUAAGUUGUACCCUUGAAUUCUGGAGAUGGGUGUCUACUGCUUGUUUUGCAAGCAAAAACAUUUAGUAAAUUAGUGCUUGUUGGCAGUCAUUUUUCAAUUUUAAAAGGCCUAAUACAUGAUUUUUAACCAU
Theobroma umbraticum is the source of this 2958-nucleotide messenger RNA. Its product is annotated as Protein phosphatase 2C family protein. NCBI's taxonomy places the organism in Eukaryota, Viridiplantae, Streptophyta, Magnoliopsida, Malvales, Malvaceae. Gene Ontology annotation, biological process: protein dephosphorylation. The record is from RefSeq and is a predicted model, not a curated record. Gene Ontology annotation, molecular function: protein serine/threonine phosphatase activity.